UCGGGGCUAUUUUGGGCAGGCAGCGAGGGCUGCAGCUCUGACAGAUGAGGAUACUGUACCAGAGUACAGCAGCACUUGUUGCUCUGAAGAACUACCGUAACAGGGACUGCUCCUCUGCUGCCUGCCUUUUCUUAAUUAUUAUUAAUUUAAUUGCCUGCAAACUUGUUUACUCCAGUGCUUUUGAGCUUUAUCAUUACAAGUGAUGUUUUAACAGCUUUGUGGGAGAGGUUCAGAAGGGAAACUCACACGCCGUGCAGUUGAAACCUCCUUUUGCCACUUAAUAUCAAGAGAUCAGCUGGCAGCUUUGGGGGUGAAAAAUGACAGACUGUGUUGCUGCUAAUGGGGAAGGAAAGGACCCUGAAAUUGAGCUCUUUGUGAAGGCUGGUAUAGAUGGAGAAAGCAUUGGGAACUGCCCAUUCUCCCAGCGUCUCUUCAUGAUCCUGUGGCUCAAAGGAGUUGUGUUCAAUGUCACCACUGUUGAUCUGAAAAGAAAGCCAGCUGACCUGCACAAUCUGGCUCCUGGGACCCACCCACCUUUCCUGACAUUUAAUGGAGAAGUCAAGACAGAUGUUAACAAGAUUGAGGAAUUCUUGGAAGAGAUUCUUGCACCUCCAAAGUAUCCCAAGCUGGCUGCUAAGCACCGGGAAUCAAACACUGCUGGAAUUGAUAUAUUUUCCAAAUUUUCUGCAUACAUCAAAAACACCAAGCAGCAGGAUAAUGCUGCUCUUGAAAGGGGCUUAGUAAAGGCUCUGAAGAAGCUGGAUGACUACCUGAGAACUCCCCUGCCCGAGGAGAUUGAUGCAGACAGCACUGAAGAGGAAAAAGUGUCUAAACGCAAGUUUCUGGAUGGAGAUGACCUGACACUUGCUGACUGCAACCUUCUGCCCAAACUCCAUGUUGUCAAGAUUGUUGCAAAGAAAUACCGCAACUUCGAGUUCCCGGCGGAGAUGACGGGGCUGUGGCGGUACCUGAAGAACGCGUACAGCAGGGAUGAGUUCACCAACACCUGUGCAGCAGACAAAGAAAUCGAGCAAGCCUAUGCAGAUGUGGCCAAGAGGCUCAGCAAGUCCUAACUGCCCCCAGCCAUGGCUCAGUAUCCCCUUUUACAGACUCUGCUCCUUGUUGCCUUAAGAUGUACUUUAUCGUUA
Molecule: messenger RNA, 1148 nt
Organism: Serinus canaria (Common canary)
Lineage: Eukaryota; Metazoa; Chordata; Aves; Passeriformes; Fringillidae
Gene: CLIC5
Product: chloride intracellular channel 5
Exons: 6
Coding region: 318-1073 (251 amino acids)
Source: RefSeq, a predicted model, not a curated record